GUUUGUUCAGUGCAAAAGCAAUAAAAUGCUUCUUAAAUGUUUAAUUUUAUUAAGUUUAAAGCUCCUUGUUAUUUCUGCUCAGCAGUCGUCACCACGUUGUAGUUUUGCGAUUCAAAACGGAACUUAUGUGUGCAAUUUACAGAUACAAAAUAAUGACACUGAAGCUGACUUUUCAGUAAUUGAAGGAGAUCAUCUUGAAGGUUACAAUGACUCGAGUGUUCAACUUCUUCGUGCAUCUCAACAGACAACCUUCAACAUCCCUUCUAUAAUUUGCAGACAAUUUUCAAACAUAAAAGAGUUAAUUGUGAUUCUUUCACAAGUUCAAGUCAUAACACAAAGUUCAUUUGCUGGAUGUUCCGUCCUUGAGACUCUUAAGAUCUAUUACAACACAAUUACAGACAUUCCUCCUUAUACAUUCAUCAAUAAUCCAUUAUUAAGCUUUGUUGAUAUCGCCAGCAAUAGAAUCACUAGACUAGAACCAGGUGUAUUUAGAGGAACAUCUGUUAAGUCUUUAAGUAUUGAUGAGAAUCAGUUAACAACUUUUGAUGGCUCUUGGCUUGCUGAUAUUGCUGAAAGUCUAACAAUUUUAAAUUUACGGAAAAACCUGAUCACUGCACUUCCAUCACAAGCCUUCGUUCAGCUCAGGAAUCUUGAAUUUCUUGAUUUAGAUUCUAAUCAGCUCAGUGACAUCCCACCUGAUGCUUUUGAAGGACUUCAUAGUCUUCAAGAUCUUGUCUUUUACAGCAAUCGAUUGACAAGUCUCCGACCUGAAUGGUUCAACACUCUAGACAGCCUUCAGCGUCUCAGACUUGAGUACAAUGCGAUUCAGGAACUUCCAGUUGGAAUAUUUUCAUCAAAUAAUCAGCUUCAAAAGUUGUGGAUGUCAAAUAAUAACAUUAAGGUUAUUGACUCUAAUGCAUUUGGAGAUUUGCAGAAUUUGGAUGGAUUUUAUUUUGAAUUUAAUUCAAUUGAAGCCAUCGAUGAGAGAUUUUAUGAUCGAGCUGUAAAUUUAUUCAAUCUUUAUCUUUACUCCAACAACUGCACAUCAGGAUUCUUCACAGGAGUCAACAAUACACGAGCAGCAGUUCGAAAUGCCCUUCGACCAUGCUUUGAUAAUUUUGUUCCAGCAAAUAAUGGCUCAAUAUCGUGUGAAUAUGAUGUCAACGAGGACAUUGGAUACACUUGUACAAUGUUGAUUGAUAAUCCAUUGGGAAUUGAGUUUCAAGUGAUUCCUGGUGAUCAUGUGCCUAGCUUUGGCGAUGACAAUGUGACAAUGCUACAAAGUUAUUUGCAGAGAACCUCAAUUGUGCCUUCAAUUCUAUGCAGAAAGUUUGUGAAUUUGCAGUUUAUUUACAUCGCAAUGUGCAGAGUUGAGGAACUAAGCCGAGAAGCAUUUGAGAACUGUUUAAAUUUGGAAUAUUUAAGCCUUGACUUUAAUGAUGUGCAAGCCAUUCCAGACAACACAUUUUCAUCGUCACCAAAACUGAACACGUUGAGCUUCUUUGUCAAUAAAAUUACAGAAAUUGGACCAAAUGCAUUUACAGGAACAGCAUUAACUUAUUUAAAUCUUGGAAAUAAUCAAAUAUCAAGCAUAAAUCCAGUGUGGUUUGAAGACGGUCGUGGAGAUUUGCUGAGAUAUCUUCUUUUAGAUUCAAAUGACAUUAAGGAACUGCCAAGCAAUGGAUUCUCAACUUUAAGGAACUUAACUGAACUUAUUGUAACCAGCAAUCCAUUAGAGGACAUAGCAAGUGAUGCAUUUGCUGGCCUUGAAAAUCUUGAAAUAUUAAAUCUUGGAGGAUGUCAGCUUAAAAGUUUAAAUCCACAAUGGUUCAAUGACUUGACUAAUCUUCAAAGAUUUUAUGUCAUGCAAAAUGAGUUGACAGACCUUCCAGCUGACAUCUUCAACAAUGUCACGCACCUGAAUGUCGCUAAUAAUCAACUGCAAGCUAUCAACGCUAAUUCAUUCAGCAAUGUCAACAACUUAGUCGUCCUUAAUGCUCAAAAUAAUGAAAUUAAUGAAGUUGAUCCAAAUUUGUAUGAUGCAGAGUCGCUUUAUACUUUACAGCUCCUUAACAACGAAUGUGCAUCAAUAAAUAUUGUGAAUUUGCCACUAAAUCGAGAAUUUUAUCGAGAUCGGUUCGAGCUAUGCUUUGAGAACUUUAUGCUUGAAAAUUUUGGGUUUAUUGAGUGCCAAUACACGCAAGUUGAAGUCAUCGGGUACCACUGCAUCAUGUCUAUCUAUAAUGUUCGUGGAAAUGACAAUUAUGAGGAAAUUGAAGGCGAGCAUCUUGAGAAUUUUGGUAAUUCAGAUGUGGUUUAUCUUGAAGCUUAUCAGCAACAGACAACAAUCAUCCCGUCCAUAAUUUGUAGACAGUUUGUGAACCUUCAAAUGAUUUAUUUUGGAUUUAAUGGAGUUGAUGAGCUUUUUGCUGGGAAUUUUGAUGAAUGCAGGAAUUUAAAGGAUCUGAACAUUGAGGCUAAUAAUGUCAAGAUUCUACCUGAUUUGAUGCUUCAUAAUUCAGCACAUCUACAUACUUUUACUGCUGACAACAAUCAAAUCAGUCAGAUAGCUGAAAACGCAUUGACUAGAACUAGAUUAUCAAUAUUAAGGCUUGAAUCGAACCUUCUAACCAACUUCAAUGUCAAUUGGUUCAAUGGAAUUAAUGAAACCUUGCAGAUGCUGACAAUCAGGAACAACUCAAUCACAUCCAUGCCGGAAAAUGCAUUUGAGAACUUAAGGAAUCUACAGGAACUAGAAAUUGGGUUUAAUGACCUUCCAGACAUGCCAGAUAACAUUUUUCAAGGCUUAUCAAACCUUUUAUUUUUAUCACUCUCCAAUUGUAAUAUUCGUGACUUAAAAGCUGCUUGGUUCAAUGACUUGACAUCUUUAGGAAGUCUGUUCCUAAAUUAUAAUCAUUUAACGUCGAUUCCGGAUGGGAUUUUUAGCAACCAACUUGACAUGUAUGAAUUAAAUUUCAAUGGAAACCGAUUAAGUUCCUUGAAUUCUGAAGCAUAUGGGAACUUAUCAAGCAUCCUGUACAUCUCAGCAAUGAACAAUCGAAUCAAUUUGAUUGACCCAAAGCUUUAUGAUGAGUCAGCAAAUCUUUAUAAUUUAUUUUUAUUCAACAACCUUUGCGUGGAUGAUAAUUUCAUAUCCAUCAUCAAUAAUCGUGAGGAUACUCGUGAGCAUCUGCGGGCAUGCUUUGAGAAUCAUGAGAAUGAUGGAUUUAUAGAAUGCAACUAUAUCAAUGAUGCUGCAUAUACUUGUGAGUUGACUGUUCAAAAUGUUUUGGGAAGAGCGAAUCCAGACAGAAUUGGUGGACAGCAUGUUGACAAUCUUGGAGAUUCUAAUGUUUUAUUUGUUGAAGCUUUGUUGCAGCACACAGCAUCCUUCCCGUCAAUAAUAUGCAGGCAAUUUAGGAAUUUAUUGUAUAUUUAUAUUUUGGAAAGUAAACUUCAGGAACUGACCCAAGAAGUUUUCGAGAGCUGUACAAACUUAAAUGCUUUGAUUCUUGAUCAAAAUGAGAUUCGAGUUGUUCCUGACAAUGUCUUUUCGUCAUCACCAACAUUAUCCUUACUAAGCUUCUUGUCAAAUGAAGUCAAUCUGAUUCAACCAGACGCUUUUGCUGGAACUUCCUUAACUUAUGUCAAUCUUAAUGGAAAUCAUCUGACAAAAAUUGAUCCAGGCUGGUUUGAAGGAUCACGCAGUAAUAAUCUAAUGUACUUCAUGCUGGAUUCCAAUAAUAUUCAAACUUUAAGAAGCAAUGCCUUCCCGAACCUCCCGAAAAUCGUUGAAAUUUCACUGUCAUACAAUCAAUUAACAGACAUCGCAAGUGAUGCAUUUGCUGGACUGUCAAAUUUACAAAUUCUAGAACUUAAUAGCUGUGGACUAAAGACUCUUCAGCAUCAAUGGUUUAGUGAUCUUUCUGGAUUAUUACGGAUCUACUUAAAUCAAAAUAAAUUAACUGAACUUCCAGUGGCUAUUUUUGGGAACUUAACGCAUGUUUAUGUCGCUAGCAAUCAACUUCAAAGAAUCGACGCGAAUUCAUUUACAAGUUUAAGCAACUUGAUCCUUUUUAAUGGACGAAACAAUCAAAUUAAUAAAAUAGAUCCUGUAUUUUUUAAUGAUACACAGUCAAUGUAUAACUUACAGCUAAAUGGGAAUAUUUGUGUGUCAAUUGAUGUCAUGAACUUAGCAUUAAAUCGAGAGUAUUAUAGGCCAUUAUUUGAACAGUGCUUUAGCAAUUUUGAGGGUACAUAUUAACUAGGGAUUGAAUUAAUGUUAAGGGGAGAACAACUAGCUGUAAAAUAAUUAAAAAUAAAACAGUUGUUAAAUGAUUUGAAAUUCGUCGUAAAAAAGUUAUGAAACCAGUCCAGGGCCCAGUUUAGAAUGGUUUCUGGAGCCAGUUAAGAAUGGUUUCUGGAACCAGUUUAGAAUGGUUUCUGGAUGCAGUUUCAAAUGGCUUUUGGAGCCAGUUUAAAUGAUUUCUAGAGCCAGUUUAGAAUGGCUUUUGGAACCAGUUUAGAAUGGUUUCUGGAGCCAGUUUAGAAUGGUUUCUGGAUGCAGUUUCAAAUGGCUUUUGGAGCCAGUUUAAAUGAUUUCUAGAGCCAGUUUAGAAUGGCUUUUGGAACCAGUUUAGAAUGGUUUCUGGAGCCAGUUUAGAAUGGUUUCUGGAUGCAGUUUCAAAUGGCUUUUGGAGCCAGUUUAAAUGAUUUCUAGAGCCAGUUUAGAAUGGCUUUUGGAACCAGUUUAGAAUGGUUUCUGGAGCCAGUUUAGAAUGGUUUCUGGAUGCAGUUUCAAAUGGCUUUUGGAGCCAGUUUAAAUGAUUUCUAGAGCCAGUUUAGAAUGGCUUUUGGAACCAGUUUAGAAUGGUUUCUGGAGCCAGUUUAGAAUGGUUUCUGGAUGCAGUUUCAAAUGGCUUUUGGAGCCAGUUUAAAUGAUUUCUAGAGCCAGUUUAGAAUGGCUUUUGGAACCAGUUUAGAAUGGUUUCUGGAGCCAGUUUAGAAUGGUUUCUGGAUGCAGUUUCAAAUGGCUUUUGGAGCCAGUUUAAAUGAUUUCUAGAGCCAGUUUAGAAUGGCUUUUGGAACCAGUUUAGAAUGGUUUCUGGAGCCAGUUUAGAAUGGUUUCUGGAUGCAGUUUCAAAUGGCUUUUGGAGCCAGUUUAAAUGAUUUCUAGAGCCAGUUUAGAAUGGCUUCUGAAACCAGUUUAGAAUGAUUUCUGCAACCAGUUUAGAAUGGUUUCUGGAACCAGUUUUCAAUGGUUCUGGAACAAGUUUACAGUUGUUCUAAAAUCUUUACAAAGUGGUUCCAAAACCAUUUAAUGGUUGCCAACCCGAUUUGAAAUGUUUUUUUUUUAAAUAAGUAUUAAAUGUUUUACAAAAUGCUGUUCUUCCCUUGGUUCAAGCUAAAUAAAUAAUAAAGAAUUAAAAUUAAUUCAAUCAUAUUCAUUACUGUACAAAUAAAUAUAAAUUGUAACCUACAAAAUCUAUAUUUUACCACAAAGUAGCAAUUAAAAUGUUCCAAAUUAGUAAAUAAAAUUUAUUCAACUUA
Molecule: messenger RNA, 5550 nt
Organism: Chironomus riparius
Lineage: Eukaryota; Metazoa; Arthropoda; Insecta; Diptera; Chironomidae
Source: the annotation of a GenBank genome assembly